AUGCCCGUGCAGCCGAAGCCGACAGCCACAACGUUGUGGCUUGAGCAACAGCGCCAGAGGGAAUACAUGCAGCAUCGCCGGCGAGUGGAGGAACAAACGUCUUGCAUUGAUAACAAACCGCCUCACGCGUUGAGUCUGAGCAACAAAAGGGCGCUGAUGGAGCAGGAACGAUGCAAACGGAUCGAAGAGGAAAACAGAAGAAUUGUCCACAACAUGACAAUUAUUAUGAAGAGAGGCGGUGGAAUUGAUAACAAGGAGCCCUGGCGCAGCGCCAAUGCGGCGCGUGAUGCGGAGCGCCGCCGGAGGAGGGAGCAGCAACGCAUUGAAGAGGAAAACUUAAGGAUUCUGAAGCGGUUACAGAAAACGAAGCCGGCGUACUCCGUUGAAAAGUGGGAAUCAGAUAGACUACAAAAUGAAGAGUAUAUCGCGCGACUGAGCCGCUAUACAUACGAGCCAAUGGGUUCCCGCCGAAGUGAGCGGGAGUGA
Molecule: messenger RNA, 486 nt
Organism: Trypanosoma cruzi
Lineage: Eukaryota; Euglenozoa; Kinetoplastea; Trypanosomatida; Trypanosomatidae
Exons: 1
Coding region: 1-486 (161 amino acids)
Source: RefSeq, a predicted model, not a curated record